Messenger RNA from Drosophila navojoa, 2805 nucleotides. It is a transcript of the gene wdb, whose product is annotated as serine/threonine-protein phosphatase regulatory subunit widerborst. NCBI's taxonomy places the organism in Eukaryota, Metazoa, Arthropoda, Insecta, Diptera, Drosophilidae. Gene Ontology annotation, molecular function: protein phosphatase activator activity. The record is from RefSeq and is a predicted model, not a curated record. Gene Ontology annotation, biological process: signal transduction; protein dephosphorylation. Gene Ontology annotation, cellular component: nucleus; protein phosphatase type 2A complex; cytosol.
UUUCUACUGUGUCUGUGUGAACAACCCAAGUUGCCGCUUGACAAAAUUGAAAUUUUUUGGCAUAAAAUAUUAUCACCGGCUGCACUAAUUAGUCGCAAAGUGUACAUGAAAGUGCCAGGAAUGAUUUUCAACUGAAAUAGUGGCAGGUGCGUGAGCCAUUGUCAGUGCAAAUCACAAACGAAAAACAAAAAAGUUGAGCCCAACGCAAAACGCACUGUGAAAAAAUGCGAAUGUCGUCGUCGUCGUUGUCGUCGUUGCUGCUGUCGCUGUCGUCGCCGCUUUGAGUGUACGUGCGCCGCGUUUCGCACGGCAGCUGCGCUGCUACCAAAAAUUAAAGGUGUGAAUUUAAUUAAAAUAUAAAUCGUGGUGUCCUAACAUACAUCAGAUUAUAUCAGCAAACCUAUUGCUUAUCCAGACAUCGUUGUCAGGAAUGUGCUAAAAUUAUAUAUAUAUAUAAAAAAAAGAAAAUUGAAGUAAGCAAAUAAGGCAAAAUAACUGUGCCCUGUGUUCAAAUUCUAUAAGCGAGUGGGAGCGAAAGAGCAAAGAGAGUACGCGCAGUAUCACACACACACACUUACGCUCAGCAUAAGCACGGGAGAGCGGAAAACAAUCAUCAUUUGUGUGUAACGAAUUUAAAACAACUACAACAACAAGGAAACAAGCUGCUAGCAGCAACAACUACAGCAACAAAAGCAACAACAUCAAUUGAAUCUUCUACUUGAGCAGGCUUCACGCAUAUUAAAUGCCAAGAUAAGUCGUUAUACUAUCAACACCGCCAUCAACAUAACACAGCAACUGCAACAACACCAACAACACGAACAGCUCAAGGAAGUGCCCAGCAUACCGUUAAGGAGUCAGAGUCGUGGUCGUGCAUUACGUGGCACAAAGUAUUGCAAGACGCCAAACUCAACGGCAAAAGUCGCCAACAUAACACAUAAAAUAUUUGGCUGGCUACGCAAGACGCGCACCAAGAAACCAGUCGCAAUUCUCGGCAGCGGCGGCAGCAGCAGCGGCACCACCACUGAAUUCGAGGACGAGGACGAGGGCGACGCGGCCGUGGGCGAGGGCGUGGGCGUGCGUGGGGGCGUGGUGAGGCGUGCAACCGGCACUGCAGCCGAAAAUAUAUCUCAAUUGUCAAACGUUGGAAUCAAAGCCGGCAAGCUGAAUACCACACAGUCAGCCACGGAGACCGCCGCCAUCGAUACAAACGAACCCAAAUCUGAAAAGAUGUCAUCGGGCACGUUUGUGGAUCGAAUCGACCCGUUCGCCAAACGUUCGCUCAAAAAGAAGAGUAAAAAAAGUCAAGGUUCCUCGCGCUACAGAAACUCUCAGGAUGUUGAGCUGCAGCAAUUGCCGCCACUAAAAGCUGAUUGCUCGAGCCUCGAACAGGAGGAGUUGUUUAUACGGAAAUUACGUCAGUGUUGCGUAUCAUUUGACUUUAUGGAUCCUGUGACGGACUUGAAGGGCAAGGAAAUCAAACGUGCUGCUCUCAAUGACCUAUCCACCUAUAUAACACAUGGUCGCGGCGUGCUUACGGAGCCGGUCUAUCCCGAAAUAAUACGCAUGAUUUCUUGCAAUUUAUUUCGAACAUUGCCGCCUAGUGAAAAUCCGGAUUUUGAUCCAGAGGAGGAUGAUCCAACACUGGAGGCGUCUUGGCCCCAUUUGCAGCUGGUAUACGAGGUGUUCUUGCGCUUUUUGGAAUCCCAAGAUUUUCAGGCGACCAUUGGCAAACGUGUGAUCGAUCAAAAGUUUGUGCUGCAGUUAUUGGAACUGUUCGACUCGGAGGAUCCGCGAGAGCGUGACUUUCUGAAGACGGUCUUGCAUCGCAUCUAUGGCAAAUUCUUAGGCUUACGUGCUUUUAUACGAAAACAGAUCAAUAACAUAUUCUUGAAAUUCAUCUAUGAGACGGAGCACUUCAAUGGCGUUGGUGAACUGCUCGAGAUUCUUGGCAGCAUCAUCAACGGCUUUGCCUUGCCAUUGAAGGCGGAACAUAAACAAUUUUUGGUUAAGGUCCUGUUGCCGUUGCACAAAGUCAAGUGCUUGUCGCUCUAUCAUGCACAGCUGGCGUAUUGCAUUGUACAAUUCCUAGAGAAGGAUCCAUUCCUCACCGAGCCGGUGGUGCGUGGCCUGCUCAAAUUUUGGCCCAAGACAUGCUCCCAAAAGGAGGUGAUGUUCCUGGGUGAAAUUGAGGAGAUCUUGGAUGUGAUCGAUCCGCCACAGUUUGUCAAAAUACAGGAGCCGCUGUUCCGUCAGAUAGCCAAAUGCGUAUCGAGUCCACAUUUUCAAGUUGCUGAACGUGCUCUAUAUCUGUGGAAUAACGAAUAUGCCAUGUCGCUUAUCGAGGAGAACAAUCCUGUCAUAAUGCCCAUCAUGUUCCCGGCGCUCUAUCGCAUCAGCAAGGAGCAUUGGAAUCAAACGAUUGUUGCGCUUGUUUACAAUGUAUUGAAAACGUUUAUGGAAAUGAAUUCAAAGCUAUUCGAUGAGCUAACAUCCAGCUACAAGGCGGAAAGGCAAAAGGAAAAGAAGCGUGAACGCGAUCGUGAGGAGCUGUGGAAGAAGCUGCACGAACUCGAAUCAAAUCGUUCCAGCGGGCGCGCCGCAGGCGGCAGCGCUGCAACGGCAAACAGUGCAACGUCCGCUGCGGCGGCGUCGGCUGCUGCAGCUGCUGCUGCGUCGACGUCGGGUUCGUCAUCAAGCACAGCCAACUCUCAUCAGCAACAGUCGAAUAGCAGCAACAGCGUUGCCGCUGACAAUAAUCCUGCGACAGCAAAUGCAAAAAAUAAAUCCGAGAAGCCAGACAACUAA